Molecule: messenger RNA, 1308 nt
Organism: Rasamsonia emersonii CBS 393.64
Lineage: Eukaryota; Fungi; Ascomycota; Eurotiomycetes; Eurotiales; Trichocomaceae
Product: Cytochrome P450
Exons: 2
Molecular function (GO): oxidoreductase activity, acting on paired donors, with incorporation or reduction of molecular oxygen, reduced flavin or flavoprotein as one donor, and incorporation of one atom of oxygen; heme binding; iron ion binding
Source: RefSeq, a predicted model, not a curated record
AUGUACAUAUUCAAACUCUCCCUGCUCCUCCUCCUCGGAGCAGUCGUCUACCGAGUCAUCCAGUCCAGGCUGCGCAGGCGUCGUCUCCGUCUGAAGGCAGCGUCGCUAGGAUGUGAGCCUGCCCCAGUUUUCCAACUGACGAACUGGCUGGGGAUUCCGGCCAAGAAGGAGUCCAUCCAAGCCACCAACGAAGACCGCAACCCGCAAUUCAUCAUGCAAGCCAUGGACAGCAUCUCGCCGGACUGCCACACGGUGCGCGUGCCCAUCUUCGACUACGACGUCUUCGUCACGCGCGACCCGGAGAACGUGCGCGCCAUCUUCGCGACGCAGAGCGCCGACUUCGACAUCUCCGUCUUCCGGCAGAUGAGCUGGCUGCCGAUGCUGGGGCGGGGCAUAUUCACGACGCGCGGGUGGGAGUGGAAGCACUCGCGGGCGCUGCUGCGGCCGCAGUUUGCGCGCGAUGUCAUUGCGGACGUUGACCGCGAGGAGCGGCAUGUGCGUGCGCUGAUGCAGCGGUUGAGCGUGGACCCAGAGUCCAGAUGGACAGGCAAGAUCGACCUGCAGCCGCUGUUCUUCAACUUCACACUCGACACCGCGUCUGAGUUCCUGUACGGCCAGUCGGUGCACUCGCAGCUGGGCCGUAAGGAUGGCGUCGACAUCGCAACGCACUUCCAUCAGGCUAAAGUCUGCGUGCACCGCCGUAUCGAGCUCGACAAGUUCUACUGGCUGUUCAACACGAAGAGCUUCCGCGAGUCGUGCAGUUUCUUGCACAGAUGGGUCGACGAGAUCGUUGCCGCGAGGCUGGUGCAGCUGAAAAACCACGACAAAAAGUCCGACAAAUUCGUCCUGCUGGACGAGCUGGCCAAGGACACGCAGAACCCGCAGGAACUGCGCAGCGAGACGCUGAACGUGCUGGCCGCAGGACGCGACACGACAGGGGCGCUGCUGGGCUGGGUCUUCUACUUCCUGGCGCGACAUCCGCGAGUAUACGCCAAGCUGCGCGAGACGGUGAUGGCGACGUUCGGCGCGCACCCGACAAACACGAGCAUCGACUUCCGGCGCCUGCGCAGCUGCGCGUAUCUGCAGUACGUGAUGAAGGAGGCGCUGCGCGUGGCGACGGUCAUCCCGAUGAACGAGCGGGUCGCGCUGCGCGACACAACGCUGCCGACGGGCGGCGGCGCGGACCGCAAGGGCAAGAUCUUCAUCCCGGCCGGCACGCAGAUCCUGAUCCCGACGUAUGCGAUGCAGCACCGGCGGGACCUGUGGGGGGACGACGUGGAGGAGUUCAAGCCGGAGCGGUGGGAGACG